AUUUGUGCGAGGUCUGGACACGUCAACAAACAAAGAUGGCGGCGGCGUCUGUGGGAGAGUGUGGGAUCAGGCGGAGCUGAUAAUAAUGAGAUUAUGGAAUUGCAGAACAUCAGACCUUCAGUUCUUCCUGAAAUGAAACCAGUACAGCACCAAGAAGACUCAAGUGAUGGAGAACAGGAUGAUAUGGACAGUGUAUUAGUUGUUAUUAAAACAGAACCAGAUCAUCCAGAACGAAUCAGUUUUGACGCUGAAGACCACAGUGACCCACUGCUGCUGUCGGGGAACGCCUCCAGUCCGACCCCCUUCAUUCCUACAGGGAGCUGGGAAUGUGAAUCUGAAGGGGAAGACCAACACACAUAUCGAGAGGAUGAAGAUGAAAAUGAAGAAGAGGCUGAGGAUGUACGAAAUUCAUUGGUUGUUAUUAAAGUAGAACCAGAGGAACAAGAACUCCAGAGUUCCAUUGGUGACUACGACCUCCAUCAUGCUGAGACUGGGCCAGACAUUGACCUGCAGGGAAUGCCUUACUAUUCUUACUGUGAGGAGGAUCCAGAGCACGAGAACAACAGAACAUCUGCAAUACAAAAUACUUCAGGUGAGCGCAGCCAACCGACCGAAGGACAACACAAAGGACUGAAGUCUUUUUGCUGUUCUUAUUGCGGAAAGAUCUUCUCCAAAUCGUCUGCCUUCUACAGACACAUGAGAAUACACUCCGGCGAGAGGCCUUUCCAGUGCACUCUGUGCAACAAGACCUUCACCCAGUCCACUUCCUUCAAAAUCCACCAGAGAAUACAUACCGGAGAACGGCCUUACCAAUGCUCCGAGUGCGGCAAGACCUUCAAACGCCUGGACAACCUUCGAAUUCACCAGAGGACUCAUACCGGAGAGAAACCGUACAAGUGCUCUCACUGCCCAAAGACCUUCACGCGGUCGCAUAUCCUUCAGAAUCACGAGAGAAUUCAUACCGGAGAGAAACCGUAUCAGUGUUCCUUCUGCUCUAAGAACUUCACACGGUUGUGUAUCUUUCAGAUACAUCUGAGGACUCAUACCGGAGAGAGGCCUUACCAGUGCACGGCCUGCGGUAAGAAGUUCGUAGACCUUUCGAAUCUGAAGAACCACGAGAGGAUCCACACCCAGGAACGUCCGUAUCAGUGUUCCCUGUGCGAUAAGAACUUCAUACAGUUAUCGGGACUCACCGGCCACAUGAGGAAACACACCGGAGAGAAGCCUUACCAGUGCACCAUCUGCGGGAACAGAUACAGCGCAUCGUCCACGCUUCACGACCACAGGAGGAAAAAGCACAUGCCCUCGUCUACGACUUCAACCGUACUGCUGUCAGAACCUACAGUUCUACAGCAGCUCGAGACACAUGAUGAAGUGGUCUCCAUGAGGUAUAAUGACUUAAAUAUGAUCCCUAUCCCACUUGAAACUGGAACAGGUAUUGACUCUUCGACAGGUACCUCAGAUGUCCAGGUGUUCUUGGAUUGCUGAAGCUAUGUUCACAUUGGUUUCCCAAAAGAAUCUUAGCAUUAAGAAGCACAUGUUAACAUGGUUAAUGUGGUUAAGUAGUCAAUGUGAAGCUCGCCCGACCCUCUUAGGGUCUCCGCAUACUUCCAGCGAAACGAAGUUUGUGAGGUUUGCACAAAGUCGAGCAGGCUUUCGCAAGCUUUCAAGCUGGCAUACUGUCUCGUAAACUCCACAACUGCAACGACCAAUCACAGGCGUUGUUGCGUAGUGUCUUCGGCCGUGCAGUUCGCCCCGCUUCCAUUGUUCGCUGAAGCCACGCGAAUGUCAUCUCUAAAUGAAGUAUGCCGAGGCCUUUAGAAACAUCUUAGUGCUAAGAAUCUUUCGGGAAACCCACUCCAGAUCUGUUGAGAUGACUGUUUGCUUUAUAUUUGCCAAUAAUCUGAUUGGAUUUGCAUGUCUGGACAGCACAAACGAGUCUACAUGGGUUGCAGUGUCAUGGAGUUCGUAGUCAGUAAAUAACCAUUAGCGGUUUUCUUGGAAUUUCUGCACUUUCCUCACUCUGGAGUUGAGUUACGUUGAGUUUGUUUUAUGUAGCAUUGCGAGUGACUCAAUUGUUACAUUGAACCUACCAAUACCAAUAUGUAAGAGUCCAUUUGUAACCAAAUGUGGUUUGGAUCCAUUUUGCAUACAUUUCUUCAUUGGAUUUGAUAUAGAUUCUGAGUGUUUAGACUGUCAAAAUCAUUCUGGAUGCAAACUAGACACGCCAGAAAUCAUAUUGGAGUGGAUAGGCCUCUUACAAUAAUAUUUUGUGGACGAUAUAUCAUCCUGAUGAUAUCAAACAAUAUUAUUCUCAUAUUAAACACAGUUCAUUUUCAGAUUUUCAGUGAGACUGAAAGAACGACAAACAGACAUUUGACCAAACGCCAUUCCUCCAGUGGAAUUAAGAUGUUUUCUUUGUUUAAGGUUGCAACCAUACAAUGAAAUUGCAAUUUUUUUCAGAGAAGAAGGAAUAUCGCAUCCUUAAAAAAGCAGUCUAUUCACAUUUGAAACUGUCUAUUUAUUUCGUAUUGUUUUGUGUUGAAAGACCAUUUAAAUGCCACUGACACUAAUAACUAAUAUUAUUAUAUCAUAACAGAAAUUAUACAAUUUUUUUAAGACAACGAAAUUGGAAAAUUAUUCAUAGAUUUGAAAAUAUAAACUUUGCACUUUGUGUAUGGAGUCACAGUUAUUGAAGCACUUAUUGGUCAUUUAGCAUGACCGGCUAAAAUACUGUUCACUGUUGUAUAUACAGCUCUGUAAAAAAUGAAGAGAGCACUUCAGUUUCUGAAUCAGUUUCUCUGAUUUUGCUAUUUAUAGGUUUAUGUUUGAGUAAAAUGAACAUUGUAGUUUUAUUCUAUAAACUACAGACAACAUUUCUCCCAAAUUCCAAAUAAAAAUAUUCUCAUUUAGAGCAUUUAUUUACAGAAAAUGAGAAAUGACUGAAAUAACAAAAAAGAUGCAGAGCUUUCAGAACUCAAAUAAUGCAAAGAAAACAAGUUCAUAUUCAUAAAGUUUUAAGAGUUCAGAAAUCAAUAUUUGGUGGAAUAACCCUGGUGGUUUUUAAUCACAGUUUUCAUGCAUCUUGGCAUCAUGUUCUCCUCCACCAGUCUUACACACUGCUUUUGGAUAACUUUAUGCUGCUUUACUCCUGGUGCAGAAAUUCAAGCAGUUCAGUUUGGUGGUUUGAUGGUUUGUGAUCAUCCAUCUUCCUCUUGAUUAUAUUCCAGAGGUUUUCAAUUUGGUAAAAUCAAAGAAGCUCAUUUUUAAGUGCUCUCUUAAUUUUUUCAGAGCUGUAUGUGAACGAAUAUAUGAUAAUAUAUGAUAAUGUAUUAAUGUGACAGGCCUAGGAGUGAACAAGUUUUUGAACAAGUCAAGCUACAAUGUUGCAUCAAAGACGAUCAAAUGCAAAGACGAAUUUCCUCGUUUGAGGUUGUUGAGGAUGCCACCAUCCAAUACAAUUGAGGUUUCUGAACCUCAAAGAAAAAUGAAGGAACUUCUCUAUUUAAUCUUAUUUAUUAGGAGUCUAAUCAGUUUCUAAUCAGUUUUGUAAAGGCCUGUUUUUUUUUUUUUGUCUUCUUAUUUUUGUCUUUAUUUACGAUGCAAGCUGGCCGCCUGCCGUUCAGUCUUGCACCAAUCACUAUUGGUACCAUUUUUUUCACUUACAACUCACAAGUUUAGCAUAGCCAGUCCACCGCCUGCUUGUUUUUGAGGGAAAUUGAAGGAAAUCCGCUUAUAUUUGACCCAAUUCUGGGUCUAAUGAGCUAAAAAUGUUCAAAGUCUGCAAGUUCAGACUUUUUAAUAAAUACAAAUAUUUACAUUAAUAGAUUUCUUGCUUGUAGUGUUAUUACUAUUAUUGUUGUUUUUUGUUAUUAUUUAUUUAUUUUGUUUGUUUUAGUUCUCUUAGUUCUCUUUCAUUUUUGAUGAAAAACCCAACAAUGGCCAUAAUUCAUCCAACCAACAAGCCUUUUCUAAUUUUUCUGAUAUUCAUACUAUUUCAGUAUUUUAGCUUCUUAAAUUCCUAAUUGCAUAGAUAAACUAGCAGUAAAAUGGAUUGAUCACAGAACCCUCAAUGUAUAAAUAACUGUAUAAAGCAUCAACACUUUUUGAUUAAUUCAUGUCCAUUCAGUAAAAUUGAAGCAAAAAUUGUCUGUCAUGUUGUUGCCAAAUCAUUUAGUAAUUCAGAUGUAUUGGAGCCGUUCUGUUCAAUAAGUCUUUCUGUUCAAGUGAUUGAACUAUAAUUAAAUGCUAAUUUAAGUUUUGACCAAACUGAGAAAGUGAUGAGAAAGCAGUGUAAUAUAUAUUUUUUAAUAUGUUAAAGUAUAAUUAAUACAUAAUAAUUCACACUACAUACUGUUAAACAGUAAUCACACAGAGAACAAACCUAAUGAUGUUUAACCCUCCUGAUAAACUGACACUUUUUAGAAUUAAGAAAUAUGCAAAUUUGCAACAUACUAUACUAUACUACCUUUUGUCGUUGUGCCAUAUUAUUAUAAUGAAUAUGGAAGUGAAAAUUAAGUAAUUUAAUAUGUUCGCAAGAAAUGAUUUAUUGGGAAUAUUUAGCGUAGAAACUCCAAAUUCUAAAUGUCUUUUUUUUUUUUUUUUACAAAAUUGAAACAAAAUGUCAUUGACUAAAAACUCUUCUUUUUGAUGCUAAAACAUGCCUCCCAAGGAUAAUUCUGCUGUUUCUUAUUUUUAAUUAUAUCAAGGAUGGUUAAUAAUAAUAAUACAAAUAUGCAAAUAAUAAUUUGUAUAAAAGAAAUUGAGAAUGUUUUGGCCAUUAAAUCUUUGCCAUUUUUAUUAUUUCUUAACUGAGAUCAAUACCAAUCAUAUUUCAUAUUUUUACUUGUUUUAUUUAUACAGUUAAGUGUAAUUAUUGUUUUUCGUAUAUUUGUAUGUUUAUGCUGUAUAUGUUUUUGUGUAUUUCUUUUAAAAAUAUUUAACUUAAUUUAAAAAUAUAUAUAUUAUCAGUUAUUAAUUAUUAUUCAUUAUCAAAAUGUUUGGACCAGAAAUCAUAUUUGUGAUUUUUUUUUAUGUUCAUCUUUCAUAUCAUAAUAGCAUAAUUUCCCAGAAUUAAAGAUCACUCUGUAUGUAUGCCUUGUUUUUAAAUGUUCUACAUUGUGUACAAAAAAUACUGGAGAUCAAAUGUAAUGCAUAACCAACAAUGUACAUUUAAUUUUUUUAUAUAAAUAUUUUGUGCAAAUUCAUUUGACGUCAAAAUAAUAACAUGAUUACAUGUUCUAGAGUGUUCAACAAAGUGCAUUAAUAAAGUUUCAUACAAAAAAAUAUUAUAGUUAUGUUGACAUCUGAUACAAAUAGUAUUUUUUAGAUAUUUGGAGAAGCAAUAUGCUUUUUCCAUUAAUAAAGUGAAUAUUGUCAAUAUUUCAAAGGUACCUUCCCCAAACAUGUCUUUGGUGACCAAAAACUUGGCCUUGGAGUGUGAAUCGAUGUUUCUGAUUGGUUCGGAGAGUGCAUCUAUAGAAAGUCUGUUAAUAGAUUUUUUUCAGUGGUUGAUGUUAUUUUUUUAUUUUCCUGUUCAUGAAGAUUGUUUCCAGAUCUUGCAAUUCAAUUUUAUAUUCAAUUUUCUAUUUUUUAAUUUUGCUUUGAUACUUACAGAAAAAUAAACUUCUAAACGUUACACUGA
Astyanax mexicanus (Mexican tetra) is the source of this 5644-nucleotide messenger RNA. RefSeq names its product zinc finger protein 135. Lineage: Eukaryota; Metazoa; Chordata; Actinopteri; Characiformes; Acestrorhamphidae. The transcript is spliced from 3 exons. Gene Ontology annotation, cellular component: nucleus. The record is from RefSeq and is a predicted model, not a curated record. The coding region runs from base 94 to 1488 and encodes 464 amino acids.